Molecule: messenger RNA, 2118 nt
Organism: Rotaria sordida
Lineage: Eukaryota; Metazoa; Rotifera; Eurotatoria; Philodinida; Philodinidae
Source: the annotation of a GenBank genome assembly
AUGUUGCCACCUAUAAAACGUCUUCGAACUGAUGAAAAUCAAGAUGAAUCUGAAUUUGGUACACGAGGAAGAGGAGCUGCAGCAGCAGCACCUGUUUCAUCAAUGAUGGAUGAGUUUGAAAUGACUGAUGAUGAAUUAUUAUUUUCUGCCACACAAGUUGAAAAACAAACAAAUUAUGAUUAUGAUCAAACACAACCUGCUAGUCAAAAUCCUUCUCGAUCCCAUAUACAAGUACCAAUAUUUUCAACUCAAACAAUUCUUCAACCAAUACCAUCUGAAGGAAAUCGAACACAAAUUGUAAAUAAAGAACUUGAACUUGAACGAAAAUUAUUAAUGAAAGAAGGUCAAAUAAUUAUUCUUGAAAAAAAUAAUCGAUUAUUAAGUGAAAAAAAUGCUCGACUUACUCGAGAAAAAUGUCUUCUAAAAACAGAACAAGAUGAAGCAGCUAGUGCUCGUGAACAACGUCUUAAAAUGCAACUUGAAACAUGUAAAUCUCAAUUAACAUUUAAUGAACGUGAACGUAGUGAAUUACAAACACGUUAUCAUUCACUUGAAAUACGUUUUCAUGAAAGUCAAGAAACAAGUAAUCGUCUUUUACGUGAAGUAACACGUCUUCGUACUGAUAAACCACAAAUAAAUUGUCAACAACCACAACAACAACAACAACAACAACAACAGACAAUAAGUUCAACAUCGAACCAUUAUCGUCUUCUUCAAACUCAAUCAAUACAUUUUUCAGCUUAUGAAUUAUUACGUACACGUACAAUUGAUUCAUCAACAAUGGCUAUAUCAAGUUUACAAAUAAUACUUGAUCGAAUUCGACCACAAUCAAUAACUCAACAUAUUUGGCAAACAUUAGUUGAUUUAAUAUUUUUUCAUCAACAAAAUUCUACAUUAAUUAAAUUACAACAACAAGAUUUAACUAUUGGAAUUGAUUUAAUAACAAUGACUGCAUUUUAUCAAAUGAUUUAUAAUAUAUUACAUUUAUUUAAUAAUCAACAAAAUCGUCUAACAACAAAUAAUAAUGAUCGACAACCACAACAACAAAUAUUAACAUAUGAACAAUUAAUAUUAAUACUUGAUGCUUGUUCACAUUUUCUUUUAAAUACAAUUAAAUCAACAGAAUCAUUAAAUAAACAAGAAAAUACAUCAACAAUUAAAAAACAACAAGAAACUGAACCAAUGGAUAGUGGAUCAUCACAACGAUCUACUACUGAUAGUAGUCAAAUACCAUUUCCACUGCCAGUUGAUCAUCAUACAACUUAUUAUACAGCUAAAGGUCAAUGUUUAACAAUACUUAAAUAUUAUCUAUCUCAUUCAACAACAAAUAAAUAUCCAUUUGGUUUGUUCAAUCGUAUUCUUACACUUUAUACAUUUCAUUUUAAAACUCGUCCAUCAUGUGAAUCCGAACGACGUAAAGCUUUUUGUGCUUUUCUUAUUUCUCUACUUGAUGAACAACAAUAUAUAAAUCCAUAUCAAUAUUUAACUGCAAUUAUUUUAUCAUUACUUGAUGCAUCACCUGAUGAACCUAAUUGGUUAUGUUCUAUACCGAUAACAGAUGAAAAAUCAUCUCAACGUUGUCUUUGUUCAGUACUUAUAACACAUCUUGAUUCACUAAUUUAUCUUGAUAAAAAUGAUAAUUUAGAUGAAUAUAUUAAAUUUCUUUUAUCAAUUUAUCGUCUUCAAUUAUUUAUUUAUGAUAAUGAAAAUUUUCAUAAAAUGGAACUUGAUAAUGGUCAAUGUCCAGGUCUAUGUUGGUUAACAUUAUUUAUAUCAUAUGGUCAAUGUUUAUCACGUUUUCUUUUUCAUAUCAUUAAACCAAUAAUAAAAAAACAAAUAUUUGAUCUUUCUAUAAAAUUUGUUAAAAUAUUAAUUUUAUUUUCUUUACAAUUACAACCAACAACAUGUUUACCACAACAAGCUAAAGAAUUGCAACUUUAUACAAAUCCAUCUCUUUGGCAUCUUUAUGAACUUAUGUUAUUAUAUCACCAUCAACAACAACAAUUGAAUAAUGAAUCAAUAAAUAUUAUUAAUAAACAAAUACUCGAUGAUCAACUCUGUGUUUUUGGUUAUAUAAAUGAUGUACUAGGAACUGGAAAUGAAGUUAGACAGAUUUGA